CAAUGAGAAAGGGAUCGAAUUCCCGUGGUGGUCGUAGCGCUUUUAGGACUUUACAACAACGCUUGGGGGAUUGCAGCCGUUUUGAGAGUGAGGAGGAUGCUGUGAGAUAUUUACGUAAGACUUAUCCGGAGUACAGGAGGAAGAAAGACGUAAUACUCACCAAAAUUGUUAGGGAGGCCCGUUUCCCGCGGAAUGAUAGUAGUGGCGGUAGAGAUGUUCAAGUGCAACAAUCGACAUCGACUUCAGCAUUAUCAUCGGAGGAUUCUAGUCCGAAGUUUGACUUGAUGAGAACAAUGUUGAGGGAAGCCUAUUGUCAGGAUGGAUUUGAACCUGAUAAAACAGAAGAGAGUACGGAGGCCAAAAAUGAGAAAAAUAUAGAAUUAUUAGAAAAGGAUGAGAUGGAGAAUAUUGUGAUGCUUGAGAAGACUGGAGGAAUAGGAAGGAAAAAUAUGGAGUUAGAUGACGGUAGAGAUCAGGUGCACACGCAUCCCAUGUUUAAGGAUCUUGGUGGCAUGCGUGAAGUAUUGGAGGAUUUAAUAUCCGAUGUGCUUAUCCCACUUCGUUACCCUGAAGUCCUCAAUCGGCUGUGUCAAUUACGUGCAGGGCCACCAACAGGAAUUUUACUGCAUGGGCCUCCUGGGUGUGGCAAGACCAUGUUGGCUCAAGCUAUUGCUAAUGAAGCCGGCCUUCCUCUGUAUCAGAUUGCAUCGACUGAGAUUGUAUCUGGUGUAUCAGGUGAGUCAGAAGGAAACAUCCGUGAGCUUUUCUUAAAAGCUCGUAGGACUGCUCCUUCAAUAAUAUUCAUUGAUGAGAUUGAUGCCAUUGCGGAGAAAAGAGAGAGCUCGCAGAAAAGGCAAGAAGGGCGAAUUGUCACUCAGUUAUUGAAAUGCAUGGAUACUAUAUGUGAGAAUGCUUCUGUAGCUGGUCAAAAGAAAUCUGUGAGUGAGAGUAAAGUACAUUCAUCUCCAGCAGUUCAGGAGAUUUCAGUUUCUGAGAACAAACAAGGCCAUGUUCUUGUUGUUGGAGCAACCAACCGCCCAAAUGCUCUUGACCCUGCAUUAAGGCGACCUGGAAGAUUUAACUGGGAGAUUGAACUAGGAGUUCCAGGUGAAAAUGCAAGGUUUGAGAUACUUUCAGUCUUGACACGUGAUCUUGGUGUUCAAGAGGGUUUGAACCUUAGAAAGUUGGCUAGGGACACAGCAGGGUUUGUUGGGGCUGACCUGGAAGAUUAUGUUAGGAAAGCUUCUGUACAUGCUAUGAGGAAGAUGAUAAACUUUAAGAAGGAUGAGGUUCUUAAGGUGUGUGCAGUUGACGGUUGGUGGAAGCAACUACGUUUUAUGCCUGGAGAAAUGGAAACACUCUGCCCCAAAAUGUCAGAUUUUGAGGUUGCAAUUAAGAAUGUUCAACCAUCUUUAAAGAGGGAAGGUUUCUCUCCUGUUCCUAAUGUGAAGUGGGAAGAUCUUGGAGGCCUUGGCACGAUAAGGCAGGAGUUCCAGAGCUGUAUAGUUGAUCCUAUUAGAAAUCCUGAAGAUUAUGAGGGAUUUGGAGAAGCUUUGACAGCAGGAUUCUUGCUUUAUGGCCCCCCUGGCUGUGGUAAAACGUUGAUUGCCAAGGCUGUUGCUAAUGAGGCUGGUGCAAGUUUCAUUUACAUCAAGGGUCCUGAACUUAUGGACAAAUAUGUUGGUGAAAGUGAAUUGGCUGUUCGCAAGAUCUUUGAGCGUGCAAGGAAAUGUUCUCCAUGUAUUCUCUUCUUUGAUGAGGUGGAUGCUUUGAUUGCUAAUUAUGGAGAAUCUAGUGGGGUUACUGAUAGGAUACUUAAGCAGCUUCUUAUUGAGCUAGAUGGUGCAGAGGAAAGGCAGGGGGUUUAUGUCAUUGGUGCUACAAAUAGGUAUAAUUUUAUUUUAAUUACUUAUCGUUGCUCAUAAUAUGUUUUAUCAAUG
This is a messenger RNA of Chenopodium quinoa (quinoa), 1940 nucleotides long. Its product is annotated as cell division control protein 48 homolog C-like. Gene Ontology annotation, molecular function: ATP hydrolysis activity; RNA binding; ATP binding. The record is from RefSeq and is a predicted model, not a curated record. Gene Ontology annotation, cellular component: nucleus. Lineage: Eukaryota; Viridiplantae; Streptophyta; Magnoliopsida; Caryophyllales; Amaranthaceae. The transcript is spliced from 7 exons. Gene Ontology annotation, biological process: ribosome biogenesis. The coding region runs from base 3 to 1925 and encodes 640 amino acids.